AUGGCCACCGCUACAGCAUGCCCCAUCGUAGGAACCACAAACGACGUCCUCCCUCCCAACCACCCGGACAUCGACCUCAGCAAACAAGGCCAGAAAUGCCCCGUCGUGGGCGCCACCACCGACCACCACCACAACCUGCACAAGCACCCUCCGGUGCAUAUCGAGGGCGCAAAGGGCGGACCCAUCGCAACCGCGUGUCCCGUGCUGAAGCAGGUGGUCGAGCAGCCAAAGAGCAAGGCCAUGGACGACGAGAUUUGCCCCGUCGUGGGCACCGCUACGACCGUGUUACCGCCGGAUCAUCCGAGCACCAAGGAUGCGAAGGAGGGGGAUGUGUGUCCGGUUACGAAGGCGACGGUGGGGCAUCACAAGAGUAAGGUGCAUGAGCAUCCGGAUGUGAAGGCGGCGCAUAAGGGGGCGGUUUGCCCUGUUGCUGGUGUGAAGGUGUGA
Westerdykella ornata is the source of this 447-nucleotide messenger RNA. RefSeq lists its product as uncharacterized. Lineage: Eukaryota; Fungi; Ascomycota; Dothideomycetes; Pleosporales; Sporormiaceae. The transcript has a single exon. The record is from RefSeq and is a predicted model, not a curated record. Bases 1 to 447 code for a protein of 148 amino acids.